UUCUCUCUCCCCCUUCCCCUCCAUGGACUAACGUUCCCAGUCUUGUGCCCUGCCCCGCGCGGCACCCGCCCUAUCACGACUCAGGUUACAUGAUUGACGUGGUUGCCUUGGUGACGCCAUUUCACCGGCAUUGUGCGAAGAGCGAUACCUUGUGAGGUCGUGGGAAGCAGCCAAUGGGCGGGCGUCUAAGUAGCGAGCGCGGUAGAGGCCGCCGAGUGAAGUCCGGCGUUGGCGGCGCUGGUGUCGCUCCACUCGCAAACCCCUCGUAGUCUCCUCCGACACAGACUCGCCCCUUCCUCUCUCUCCUCUUAACCCCGCAGCUCGCGGCUCCUUGGCCCCGUGUACCGCCGCGCCUUUGCCUCCCUGCAUCUUGUGUCUCAUCCACUCGCCCCUCCAACGGUCUCGGGCAGCUUUCGUCGGUAGAGGAAAAAACAGCGCGCACUCUUUUCUUCGCACCUUUAGCUUAGAUGAAUAAUUGCGUCGAAGCGGUUCGAACGAGUGGCGGAUCUCGUCUCCCUGACUGUUGCUGCAGCCAGCCGCUCGUCGCCUGUACAAUAUCGGUGGUGUGCUCGUCUGUCUCGGCGGUAACAACAUCAACAACAACAACAACAGCGGUGGCGAGGUCGUGUAGGAGUGGUGGUAGUAGUAGUGACAGUAGUUGCCGCUGCGUCUGUCGUUGCAGUAGUUGUGAGAACUGCCGUUGUUGUACUCUUUGUGUGUCGCCGUCGGGAUGUGCUGCUAACCAGAAAAGUCGUUGUCGUAGUGGUCGGGGUCGUCGCUGUGGUGGAGGUUGUUGUUUCCGUGCUGGUGGUGGCAUCGGCAGGCGGCGACAGUGGCGGCGGCGGUGGCUCGGCGGGUGGAGGAGCUGCUGGAGGGCCCCCACAGUGGCGGCGGCGAGGCCAACAUUGACUACGCCGACUGCUACUCGCUGGGCCCGCCACCCCAACACCACCACCACCAUCACCACCAGCAGCAGCAGCAUCACCACCAACAACAACACCAGCAGCAGUCCCACCACCAGCACCAGCACCACCCGCAUAACAGCCACCACAUCUGUGACGUGCAACCCCAGCAUCAUCACCACCACCAUCAAACCCCGUCGCAUCAUCCGUUUUCCGCUCGGACAACGGCGUCGCAGCGGCAGCAGCAGCAGCGGCAGCGGCUGUACGACCGUACCCAAACGUCGGCAUGCUGCACGACCAGGCGACCACCAGCGUGGGCUCCCCGACGGGCGGAGGUCCCACCAUGCUGCCAUCCUUCGGCUUCACCCAGGAGCAGGUAGCGUGCGUGUGCGAGGUGCUGCAGCAGGGCGGCAACAUCGACCGCCUGGCACGCUUCCUGUGGUCACUUCCGGCCUGCGAGCAUCUACACAAGAACGAGUCGGUGCUGAAGGCCAAGGCCGUGGUGGCCUUCCAUCGGGGCAACUUCAAGGAACUGUACAAGAUCCUGGAGAACAACCAGUUCUCGCCGCACAACCACCCAAAGAUGCAGGCCCUGUGGCUGAAGGCCCACUAUGUGGAGGCGGAGAAGCUACGGGGCAGGCCCCUAGGGGCCGUGGGCAAGUACCGAGUACGUCGCAAGUUCCCGCUGCCCAGGACCAUCUGGGACGGCGAGGAGACCAGCUAUUGUUUCAAGGAGAAGUCGCGGACGAUUCUGAGGGAGUGGUACGCUCACAAUCCAUACCCCUCUCCUCGUGAAAAGCGGGAGUUGGCUGAGGCCACGGGACUGACCACCACGCAAGUGUCCAACUGGUUCAAGAACAGACGUCAGAGGGAUCGAGCAGCCGAGGCCAAGGAACGUGAACACGGAGGCAGCGGAGGAGGUCUGGGCAGCCAGCAGGACCCGAUGUCGCCGACGACAGACAUCAAACAGGAGAAGUCACCAGACUCCAUCAACGGGCAAGGGAAGGGCGAGGACACCUCCCCCGUGCAGCUGCAUCACCCGUCGGUGUACACCGAGAUGCAGAAGGCGGCGUCAGCGGCGAUGCAAGGGAUGCCCGGGCACGGCUCCAUGGUGCCGCACGGCAUGAUGCAGUCGCAAGGGCACGGCGGCCACCACCAAGGGGUCGGCCCCAUGGGGGGCGUGGCCAACGGCGCCUCCAGUGACGUUGGGCAACUUUUGUCCGAUUAUCAGACCUUAUGACAGUCUCCGCAACCGCGUUCACAUCUGUGUUUUGGAACAGUUUCACCACGCGAUUUCUUCUAGGAAGAACUUACAGACUGGUAGACAGACAGACCCCCCUUUUAAAUACAAAAUAAUGCGGCGACCCCUCGGCGGCGUGAGAGCAGGGUAAGGGUCACUUCCGCUUGUUACUCUUGGCCGCAGAGUGUAGCAGUAGCCGUGUUGACCUGGAGGACUCGCGACAGGUGACGUCAUGCUGAGCAUAAUGAAUCACCUGACGUAUCUCUUCUGAACGUCACGACGUUUUGACGUAUUUCAUAUUUUACGUCAUGGGCACUCCCACACACCCUUUACCCAUCUUCGGAGGAAAGAAAUGCAGAGCCGUCUCCUCAGCCAAUCGCCAGCGAGCACAAAUAGCUUUGGAUCACGUGGUGUGCGGAAGUCGUCUGGAAGAGUGUUCGCGGACAUGUUGGCAUGCCUGCUCAAGCCAGCGUUUGAACAGCGGCAAUGUGUAUCUUACAGUGACAGCAAGCUUGCUUGAAAAUCAGUUCACGAUAAUACUUUCUCGUCGAUGGAUUUGUGAUAGAAACGUAGGUUUGUUGCGCAUGUGUGUGUUGCACGCUAGCACUCGCCAUUGCCUUACAGACGCCGCCUGCGACAGUUGGGUAGGUGGCACCUGCAGUGGGAAGCAACAAAGGCUUUGUGUCUUGCAGAAAAUUAGAAACUU
Messenger RNA from Pomacea canaliculata, 2848 nucleotides. Its product is annotated as homeobox protein six1a-like. Bases 1189 to 2142 code for a protein of 317 amino acids. Gene Ontology annotation, molecular function: DNA-binding transcription factor activity, RNA polymerase II-specific; RNA polymerase II cis-regulatory region sequence-specific DNA binding. Gene Ontology annotation, biological process: regulation of transcription by RNA polymerase II. The transcript has 3 exons. Lineage: Eukaryota; Metazoa; Mollusca; Gastropoda; Architaenioglossa; Ampullariidae. The record is from RefSeq and is a predicted model, not a curated record. Gene Ontology annotation, cellular component: nucleus; transcription regulator complex.